Molecule: messenger RNA, 1425 nt
Organism: Heterostelium album PN500
Lineage: Eukaryota; Evosea; Eumycetozoa; Acytosteliales; Acytosteliaceae
Exons: 6
Coding region: 1-1425 (474 amino acids)
Biological process (GO): vesicle-mediated transport
Cellular component (GO): Mon1-Ccz1 complex; intracellular membrane-bounded organelle
Source: RefSeq, a predicted model, not a curated record
AUGUCAGGUACAAUAGAAGAUGCAUCGUUACAUUACUUUUAUAUAUUCAAUCCAAAGUUAGGACAGAAAGAAGGUCGUGAACAUGAAAAGAUUCUAUAUUUCUAUCCACAAGCAAACUUUUCGAUUGGUAUUCAAACAAAUUUCGUAGGUUUAACUGAAGCCUAUGUAUUAUGUACAAAACAAUUCUCACCGGAUAAACCAUGUGAAGCAAUUCAUACGAUGAAACAUACGAUUGCAUUGCGUCAGGUUGAACCUGAUAUCUGGAUGGUGAUUGCUCUCAACAAUACCAGUGGUGUCGUCAACAACAAGAAAGAGUAUUUGGAGAAUGAGAUUGACGAUAUCAUAUUGCAGACGACGCUACAGCAGCUCUAUGAUAUCUGGCGGCUGUUCAAUGGCCCAAUGUCAGAGAUUGUUAAGCGCACCUCGUACGAUCAUCUCAAGAAGCGAUUGGAUGCCUUUAUCAAACCGUACUUGGAGCAGAUUGCAUUCGAUCAGCUGGAUCUCUUCACAUCGCUCGACGGAAUUCAAUUCUUGCCGGUCGACAAGAACGUCUAUCUGAAACUGCUGGCAAUGAUCAAUGGCACUGAAAUAGCGUUCCAAUCGGCGUGUCCAUCGUUUAGAUUCGGUGCACUCUACUACAAAGACAACCUGCUCUGGUCGUCGCUCCAACAGAAUCACAUACGUUCACUCAACCACUAUCUAAUACAACUGGUAAAGAUCGGUGUAGAUAGAUCCGCUGUAAACUCUAUAAUGGUUAUCAACACUGGUGAUCAUGAAGUUGUUUGGUCAACAAAAGGUCAAAAAUCAAAGAGUGGAUACUUUACGGAAUCAAUGAGUAGUGUAAAGACAACAUUACCUGUUAUACAUAUUGGAGAACAACUGUGUUAUAUGAUUAUAUAUGAACAAAGAGAUACUGUUUGUGUAUUCCUGGUGAACGAAGAAGAUUUAGAUCAAUUGAAACUAGAGGAAGUACGUGAAUCCAUUUCAUCACACAUCGAUUAUAUUUAUCCAGUAUUAGAAACAAAUUAUUCAAAGAAAUCAUUUAUGGAAGAGCAAUAUAAAUAUAUAUUUUUCAAUCAAAUGAAUCUUGCUAUCAAAGCAUCGUUAAAGUUAAAGGGUGUAGAACUUACAAAGGAGACACUAAAGAUACUGAAUGAAAUGCACGCAGACUUUGAGAAUAGACCGGAUAUAUCGGAAUCGACUGUCAAGACUCAAAACGAUCGGUGGAUAGUCGGAAGAAAAACAGAUUCAAGAGAGUUUUACGUUAUCUUUGAUACCAAAACAACAAGUCUAUUGGAAAUCAAUGGAAAUCAAGACACUAAUGUCAACAUUCUUAAAGAAUCAUUUCAUAGAUUAAUCGCUUUGGUAACUUCAAAUAAUAUUCAAUCAUCAAAACAACUACAACAACUUCCUGUCAUAAAUUAA